Messenger RNA from Closterium sp. Naga37s-1, 948 nucleotides. The record is from the annotation of a GenBank genome assembly. NCBI's taxonomy places the organism in Eukaryota, Viridiplantae, Streptophyta, Zygnematophyceae, Desmidiales, Closteriaceae.
AUGUCGGGCGGCGGGGGAUCGCUGGGCGUGAGCAGUGGAUUCGUGGCAGGGGGGAGGCGAUGGGAGGAUCUGCGGAAAGAUGCGCGGCGAGUGGAGAGCGAGGUGGACCACCGCCUAGCAGCCUACUCCAAGCUCGGAGCGGCCUUCGCGCUCGCCUCCUCCUCCACCGCCGCCGGUUCUCUGCCCGACCCCUCCGAGGCACAGAUCCGAGAGGGCGAGAUAGAGGCACUGCUGCAGCAGCUGGCGUCGCUGAACGAUGCUAUGGGCGCAUGUGCUGCUGCGGGGGGCGCGGGAGGGGGCAGCUCAGAGCUGCAGGCGCACACGCUCACCCGCCACAACAACAUCCUGCUGGAGUUCUCAAGGGAGUUCGCCCGCACGCGGGCAGCAGUGACCACCAACCUCGAGCGAGCGCAGCUGCUGGGAGUGUUCGGCAAGGCGGGCGGCAGGGAGGGGGGCGGCACGGGCAGCAGUGCGGGCGCUGAGGUGCUGUCUGAAACGGCCAGACUGCUCAAUGAACGCACCUCCAUCCACUCCGCACUCUCUCAGGCUGAUGACGUCAUCAAGCAAGCAUACGCCACGUCAUCAUCUCUGGCCCAGCAGCGCUCGCUCCUUGGAGGCACAUUCUCUAAAGUCACACUCCUGGGCAACCGAAUUCCAGGGGCUGCUUCCUCCCCGUUCUUUCUCACAGUAUGCCUCCCAUCUCCAUGCUGCCUCAACCCCACCAUGCUCAACACCUCAAUCACCAUGCUGCACCACCAUAACCUCAUCCACAUGCUCUUCUGCUUUCCUCUCCACCCCUCCACCCCUCCUCCCCUCUCCCCUCUUGCUGUGCAGCUGAACACGCUGCUAUCAGCCAUCAGGAGGAAGAAGUCACGGGACUCACUCAUUCUCGCUGCGGUCGUGGCCGCCUGCACGCUCUUCCUCCUUGUCUACUGGCUCAACAAGUAG